CGUGUUAUUUGUACGCUUUCGAGUGAGAUCGGGUUGGCCACAGAGAUCAUGCUGGGGUUUGAAACCUAGUCCACGACAAAAAAAUAUGCUGAAAUAUGUCUUGGACCCCAAAAGAAAUCCAGAUGAAACAAUUAUACGAACCCAGUUUACCAAAGUGCAGCAAGUUACCUUGCAACGCAGAGACUUUUUGACUCUGGGCUUGGCACGGGAGUUGGAGGCCACAAAUGAUUUGGCAAACAAGGAUUUUGUCCUCAUACCUAUUUGGAAACCAGGACACUACAUGCUCUGUGUUUUGAAGCUGAGAGAGAGACAAAUCCUUUUCCCAGACUCAUUUCAUCUGGAAGCCUCAGUUGGCUUUGGCGAUCAACGUUACAUUCAGAUUUGCAGCGAUCUUGCACAGAGGAUUAUCCCAGGAGAAUGGACUGUGAUAUACAGCAAGGACAUCAAAGGUCUCCCAAGACAGGAAGAUGGCAAUGCCUGUGGGAUCUUCAUGUUAAUGUAUGCUCUUUACAUUGUGCUGGGGGCAGAUUUUGACUUCACAACUGGUGACAUGGACACAAUCAGGACAUGGUGGUGCCUGUUGCUCCUGUCUGGUCAUUCAGUUGUCAGGUUCGCACAGAAAAGGAAAUAUGAAGAUCCCAUCAUAAUAGCAGAUAAGGAUAAGGAGGAGGCAAAGAGGCCCAGGACAAUCCCUCCUCAACAGUCGGAACCUGUUGACCUGACCAAAGAGGGGAUUCUGGAGGGCAUCAAUGUUUCUCUAAAAUAA
This is a messenger RNA of Perca fluviatilis (European perch), 766 nucleotides long. RefSeq lists its product as uncharacterized. The record is from RefSeq and is a predicted model, not a curated record. Gene Ontology annotation, biological process: proteolysis. The transcript has 11 exons. The coding region runs from base 86 to 766 and encodes 226 amino acids. NCBI's taxonomy places the organism in Eukaryota, Metazoa, Chordata, Actinopteri, Perciformes, Percidae. Gene Ontology annotation, molecular function: cysteine-type peptidase activity.